CACUGUAUAAAAGGAGCAGGUACGCAGACCUAGUCCAUCUUCUUCUCCUCUCACUCUCCUCUACAGCAGAAUCACCUUCAUCCCUGCAAGGAAAGAUGUCUUGCUACGACCUGUGCCCCACCACCAACAGCGUCGCCUGCCCCCAGCCCAUCGCUAACAGCUGUAAUGAGCCGUGUGUCCGCCAGUGCCCCGACUCCACGGCCUUCAUCCAGCCACCCCCUGUUGUGGUCACCUUCCCCGGCCCCAUCCUCAGCUCCUUCCCCCAGCAAGCCGUGGUGGGCUCCUCUGGAGCACCGGCCAUUGGGGCCAAUGUGGGGCUAGGGGGCCUCUACGGCGCUGGGAGCCCCUACAGCUAUGGGGGCUCUCUAGGAUAUGGGUCCCAGUAUGGAUAUGGGAGCUCAGCCCUCUCCACGCUUGGCAGCGGGUACUGCAGUCCGUACACCUACCGCCGGUCCAGCCGCUUCCUCCGCAGCAGCUGUGGACCCUGUUAGAGGCAGCAGAGAAGUCUCAGAAGAACCGCCCAUGAAGGUCCAAAAGCAGAGCAAUGAGGAUGGGGGUUGAGCAUUCCUGCCGCCCUGCAAUGGAGCUACUGCCACUUAGCAUUUCUGAUCUUUCUUCUAUUUUUGUUUACCCUUCAGUUUCUAUUGUUGCCUGUUCGGGCUUCCCCAUUUUUUUAAGCCAUAUGUUCAAGAACCAGCCUGUUUCAUAUGGACAUCACUCCUAAUGACAAGUAUCUUCAGCAGCAGCUGCACAACAGACAGAAGGAAGCCAGCUGUGGACAGCAAUACCUCUGAGCAGGACACUUGUUGAACAUUCUCUGACAUUGUCUGGAAACAGAUUUUUUCAUAUUCUGUGUUAUCUUGCUUUGCAAACAUAAGCAUUUCUUGCUCAUUAAAGUUUUGUUGCAUCACACA
Molecule: messenger RNA, 914 nt
Organism: Calidris pugnax (ruff)
Lineage: Eukaryota; Metazoa; Chordata; Aves; Charadriiformes; Scolopacidae
Product: scale keratin-like
Exons: 2
Coding region: 96-491 (131 amino acids)
Cellular component (GO): intermediate filament
Molecular function (GO): structural constituent of cytoskeleton
Source: RefSeq, a predicted model, not a curated record